AUGACAAAAUACAAAGCAUACAUCAUGAGCAUCCGUGCAGCCAUAGAACGUAAGAUCAAAGUACUAGAGGUAUAUGGGGAUUCGACAUUAGUGAUAUAUCAACUCAAAAGUGAAUGGAAGACGAGAGACUCCAAAUUGAUCAGUUAUCGAAAGCUAGUUCUCGAAUUAGUUGAGGAGUUUGAUGACAUCACCUUCUGCUACCUCUCGCGAGAUGAAAACCAGAUGGCCGACGCCUUGACUACUUUAGCUUUUAUGAUCAGAGUAAACAAACAAGAGGAUGUGAAACCUAUCCAGAUGAGCAUUUUUGAGGCUCUGGCUCAUUAUUACAACAUCGAAGAAGAGGAAGAGGAUGACCACCCUUGGUACCAUGAUAUACUACGAUAUGUUAAGAAUCAUGAGGACCCUGACCAAGCAACUGAGAAUUAUAAGAGGACGUUGAGAAGACUGACCAGUGGCUAUGUCUUAGAUAGGGAGAUCCUCUACUAA
Gossypium raimondii (Peruvian cotton) is the source of this 486-nucleotide messenger RNA. RefSeq lists its product as uncharacterized. The record is from RefSeq and is a predicted model, not a curated record. Bases 1 to 486 code for a protein of 161 amino acids. Gene Ontology annotation, molecular function: nucleic acid binding; RNA-DNA hybrid ribonuclease activity. The transcript has a single exon. Lineage: Eukaryota; Viridiplantae; Streptophyta; Magnoliopsida; Malvales; Malvaceae.